ACCUCCCUGUCUUUGUAGCGGUGUGUGAAACGUCAGCGUUAUGCUGGCGGAAAUCUUGCAUUUAAGUAGUUAACACGUGUAGUUUAAUACAAGGUGUAAUAUAUUUAUUAAAGCUAAUAUGAAUACCGUGUUAUCACGUGCUAAUGCUAUAUUUGCAUUUUCUUUAAGUGUUUUGGCCGGUUUGACUUUUUUGUGCUUCCUUUCAACUGCAUUUAAUGAAUACCGUGCAGACGUUUCUGUCAGUACUGCUAAAGCACUCGUAAAGAAUGUUCCUGACUUUAGUGCAUCAAGGAAGAAAAAUGAUUUGGGUUUUGUUACUUUUGAUUUAAAUGCAGAUUUGACACAUCUAUUUAACUGGAAUGUGAAGCAGCUAUUUCUCUACUUAACAGCCGAGUAUGCCACAGAAAAUAACGUUAUUAACCAAGUGGUUCUUUGGGAUAAAAUCAUAAAGCGUUCUGAAAAUGCAACUCUUGAUUAUAAAAAAAUAAAUACAAAGUAUUAUUUCUAUGAUGAUGGUAAUGGCUUAAGAGGAAAUAAAAAUGUGACCCUUUAUUUAUCCUGGAACAUUAUACCAAAUGCUGGCAGUUUGCCAAAUAUCAAUGGUGAUGGAAGUCAUGUUUUCACUUUUCCAGAAGAGUACACGACUUCAAGAUUAUAGAACUGUGAAAGAUUUGUGACUCUUAAUUUAAUAAAUUUUCACAUUGUAUAACCUUCAAUUUGCAGUUGUGUUAUACAGGUGCAGUUAUUCCUGUUACGGUGAUAUUUUAAAAUUUGUAUGCCUGUUUGUAAUUACAUCACAUUUCUUAAUUAUAUCUUUUUCAAGACUACUUAAAUGCCUUCAAACAUUUCAUAAAUUUUAUUCACAUUAGUCAAAAUUGUUUUGAUCUUUUCUACCAUUUGGAUAAAAUAUGGGUUUUAAUACAAUUUGUAUUUGAUUCUAAAAUUAAAAUCAACUUUUUUGUCUUGUUAUCAGAAAUGUGUAUUAGAAAUCAGUUGCUAAUCAUGUUAUUAAAAUAUUCCAUAUAA
Molecule: messenger RNA, 1026 nt
Organism: Stegodyphus dumicola
Lineage: Eukaryota; Metazoa; Arthropoda; Arachnida; Araneae; Eresidae
Gene: Spase22-23
Product: Signal peptidase complex subunit Spase22-23
Biological process (GO): protein targeting to ER
Cellular component (GO): membrane; signal peptidase complex
Source: RefSeq, a predicted model, not a curated record